Molecule: messenger RNA, 1011 nt
Organism: Protobothrops mucrosquamatus (brown spotted pit viper)
Lineage: Eukaryota; Metazoa; Chordata; Lepidosauria; Squamata; Viperidae
Gene: HDGF
Product: heparin binding growth factor
Exons: 6
Coding region: 1-762 (253 amino acids)
Biological process (GO): regulation of transcription by RNA polymerase II
Cellular component (GO): nucleus
Molecular function (GO): transcription coregulator activity; double-stranded DNA binding
Source: RefSeq, a predicted model, not a curated record
AUGUCCCGCUCCGGCCGCCCGCGCGACUACAAGUGCGGCGACCUGGUCUUCGCCAAGAUGAAGGGCUACCCGCACUGGCCCGCCCGGAUUGAUGAGAUGCCGGAAUCCGCUGUGAAAUCCACUUCCAACAAGUACCAGGUCUUUUUCUUUGGGACUCAUGAGACGGCCUUUUUGGGUGCCAAGGAUCUCUUUCCCUACGAAGAGUGCAAGGCGAAGUUUGGCAAAACCAGCAAGCGGAAAGGCUUCAGCGAAGGCCUGUGGGAGAUCGAAAACGACCCCACCAUCAAGGCCUCGGGGUACCAGCCGGCUCAGAAGAAGCGCCCCCUGGAGGAGGGGAAGGCGAAGGAGGAUCCCGAGGCUGGCAGGAGGGGCAGCCCCGAGGAGGAAGAAGAGGAAGAGGAAGAGGAGGGGGACCUGGUGAUCGACGAGCAGGUCAGGGAGAAGAACCAGAAGACUGCCCACAAGAGGCGGGCCCGAGAGGCCCCGGAGGACCCCUCCCCCAAGCGCAUGAAAGACGGGGAGGACCAGGCGGAGGCGGCUGGGGAGAAGCUGAUGAGCCGUGAGGACGAAGCCGGGAAUCCGAAGAAGCCGGCUCUGCUGGAACCAGGGGGCGAGGGGAAGAACGGUGGUGGGGGUGGCAGCCCCCCCACCGACGUGCCCGGAGCAAAAGAGAAGAAGGAAAAGGCUGCCCAAGAGGAAGACGAGGAGGAGGAAGAAGAGGAAGAAGAGGAGGAAAGCAGAGAUGAUGAGAAGAGCCCGUAGCCGGCCGUCUGCUCUUCGGCCCCUGGUGCUACCAACCAGACUGCAACCGCCUCUCCUUUCCGUGUGUCCGGCGCUGGGCAGGGAGGGAGCGCGAUCCGACCUUUCCACCCCAGGAACAGGAAACGGUCUCUGCCCAGCCCGCCCUGCAUCUCUCCUGGCCCGGCCCGUUUUCGCCGGUCCUACGCUUUGAGCUAGUCCUAAUUUCUAGAGGGACUCUACCGAUCGGUCACUUUGGAAUAAACGCAGCUG